AUGGAGGAGCAAUUUAUACUGAGAGUGCCCCCAGCCGUUGCUGAGAGAAUAGAGCGUCUGUUGAACGAUUCUUCUUCUUCUGAAGACAAAUCCUUGGACUUGUCAUUUUCUGAUGAUGGAAGGACUGGCAAAUUCGUAAUCGGGAAUGACAGUUUCUCCGCAUCCCUCUUGGAUCUUCCCACUGUUGUAGAGUCUUACAAAACAUAUGACGACAAUGUGUUGAUCAAAACUGCAGAUAUUGGCCAGAUGAUAAUGGUGAGAGAGGAGGGUGAAAGUGCAGAAACAGGGGAGUACAGGCAUGGGCUUACUCCACCAAUGAGGGAUGCUCAAAGGCGAAGAUUUAGGCGGGAGCCUGACUUAAAUCCGGAGCUUGUCCGUCGUGUCGAGAAAGAUUUGCAAAACAUCAUGGCUGAAGAGUUUGAUGCCACUAAUACUGGUAAGAAUGUGGUUUCAACAUCUUCAGCAAAGCCAGAUGUGCCUGAAACUGGAAUGGUAGGUGGGGAGCCUGACCCUGAUGGGAGUGAUUCAGAUGAGACUGAUGACUCUAUGUGA
Messenger RNA from Striga asiatica, 552 nucleotides. The record is from the annotation of a GenBank genome assembly. NCBI's taxonomy places the organism in Eukaryota, Viridiplantae, Streptophyta, Magnoliopsida, Lamiales, Orobanchaceae.